Histoplasma capsulatum G186AR is the source of this 1227-nucleotide messenger RNA. RefSeq lists its product as uncharacterized. Gene Ontology annotation, biological process: inositol phosphoceramide metabolic process; sphingolipid biosynthetic process. The transcript is spliced from 3 exons. Lineage: Eukaryota; Fungi; Ascomycota; Eurotiomycetes; Onygenales; Ajellomycetaceae. The record is from RefSeq and is a predicted model, not a curated record. The coding region runs from base 1 to 1227 and encodes 408 amino acids. Gene Ontology annotation, cellular component: inositol phosphoceramide synthase complex. Gene Ontology annotation, molecular function: inositol phosphoceramide synthase activity.
AUGAACACCAAUGCAUCCGAGGAGCCUCCUCAAUGGAAUAGCGAAGCCAUGUUCCAACUACCCCCGUGGGGGGAGCCUCUUAUCGUAUUAACUAUCCUUGUCGGUGCGAUGAUAGCCACGCGCACAAGGGGAUUCCAGGUUUCCGACCGACCCCAUAAGAACCGCCUAUCGAUUCUUGACAAACCCCGUUGCACGGAGUCCGUAACUCAAUUCCUUAGCUAUGAUCCUAGGAGCGAAGAUGGUGAGCAAGACGCAAUUUCGGCUUCUAGCCAUCAAUGGAAAAAAAGAUACUGCUUCGGUAUGGUUAUUUGGACACCAAACACCUCCCGUUUCGCGGGGAAUCUGCAUAGCCGUGUGAUGCAAAGGUUUCCAUUCCUUGUUGAGAUGUUUUACUGGAUUUUUACCUACUUCUUCUACCGGAUGACAAAGCUGGUGUCCCAGACGGUUUUCUCCAAGACCGGAAUAUGGGAUGUGGCGCUGCAAAAUGGCCUUCGCGCGCUAGAAAUCGAACAGUCCAGCUGGUUGAGCUUCCUCUUCCCCUGGACAGAACACGACGUCCAACGGUGGUUCAUGCACGGCCAUCAAUCUUCAUUAACUGCUCUCAAUCGGUUUUACGCUCUCGCUCACAUCCCUGGGACAGUUGGGUUCAUUGCAUGGUAUUAUUAUAGCGCACCAUCCCACAGCGCUUUUGCCACCGUUCGCCGGACUCUCACGCUCACAAAUCUCCUGGCCUUCGUUAUAUUCACCUUCUAUCCAUGCAUGCCACCCCGACUCCUUCCACCGGAAUACGGAUUCGUAGAUUCUGUGCGCCGCGACAAUGCUCAGAGUAUCUGGAUGAGUGGGAACUACGUGAACUCGCUAGCUGCUAUGCCCAGUAUGCACUUCGGUUACAGCUUUUGCAUCGGAUGCGCAUUGCUGCACCAUGCAGGCAUAUUCCAGCGGACUUUGGAAAUGGGAGAUUCGAGGAAGACGACAUGUUGGAAACUUUGGUACCUUGCCCUCGCACUGGCUUACCCACUAUGUGUGCUUGCGGCAAUUAUAGCCACAGCCAAUCACUACUGGCUCGAUGCUCUUGCUGCGGUUGUAGUGGCAUGUGCGGCCUUCCUCUGCAACCGGGUCUUCCUUAUGCUACUGCCAGUAGAGGACUUGUUAUACUGGAGCCUGCGCAUGGAAAAGCCAACCCCAUCGACCGGGGAGCAGUUUCGUGGUCGUAGAGGCUUGAUAUGA